This is a messenger RNA of Cyprinus carpio (common carp), 6401 nucleotides long. RefSeq names its product sorbin and SH3 domain containing 2b (gene sorbs2b). Gene Ontology annotation, cellular component: plasma membrane. The transcript is spliced from 27 exons. The annotation marks the transcript as partial. Lineage: Eukaryota; Metazoa; Chordata; Actinopteri; Cypriniformes; Cyprinidae. Gene Ontology annotation, molecular function: protein binding. The record is from RefSeq and is a predicted model, not a curated record.
CCCAGGCAGCUUAUAGUAUUUGUAAAACGUGAGACACAAAGAAAGCUUGUUCCUUUGCUGAAAGCAGUGUGCGCGUGUAUGUUUGCUUGGAGAAUGUAAACCCCUAUUGUACGUACCUUUCAGAGCAGGUUCAUCAUCACAGAGGGUCUCCAUCCUGUGAACAUUUAAACACAAAGAAGGGCAGUCUGGCACCUGAGACAAAAGAAAAGAUCACAAGCAGGAGAUCUGAACUGGAUAGCAGGCACUACAGAAGAGGACCUGGAGUCUGGACUGAAACAAGAACUGACUGACAUACGUGUUUUGGAUAACAGCUGGGGAUGAUAUGAUCUCUCAUGUGGAGGACGCAGAGGCCGAUGAGCUUAUCAAUGAGCAUGUGCUUCUGCCUGUGAAAGAACCAAGAAACAUAUCCAACACCACUGCCAAGCAGAGCAAAAAUGCCUUCAUUUAAAGAAACCAGCUGCAGUCUGGGACUUUAACCCUGAAACGCAGCAGAUCCUCUGGGCUAAAGUGAGAAGUGUGGACGUGGAGCCUGCUGUCUGUCAGCUCGGACCCGGCGCCUGCUUUCAGUCCUAAUGCCUGGACUGUGUGACAUCAAGACACCACAAGAAGGAGAGAUCUUCAACAUGAACACAGACAGUGGAGGACAUGUCCGCAAAAGCGCCACACUUUCACUCACUCUAACCCCCAUGAAGAGAAUCCAGAGCUCACCGAACCUAUACACGCUCACAGGUAUCAGGAAUCAGAGUCUCUUGUCAGAUUUUUGGAGGCCCAGCAGCAGCACCAGUGAUGGUCUGAGAAAUGGUGACUUGUGUUCUUCUUCUCUGGCAGCUAAAGGCUACAGAAGUGUCCGGCCCAACUUUCAGGAUAAAAAGUCUCCCACACCAGCACAAGAGCAUAGUGCCCACUCCAACAGACUGCAUUCCACAGAUGACCAAACCUCAUGUUCUUCACAAGCAGAGCAGCCCUUCUUACACCCUUCAUCUAGGGAGCUGGAGAGAUAUGUAGCUUCCGUCUCCAUCCACAUUAACCCUAGGCCUCAGAUAUCGGGACGGCACACACAGGCACUGUCUUUGAGACCCCCUACCCCUCCUAAAAGGAUGGACCUCCCGGAUAGCCACUCACACCCCUGCCCUCCACUGCCAUCUUCAGCCCCUCCAGUGCCUGAGGUGCCAGCCCUCCUCAAACAAACACUGACUUCACAGUCACCACCUAACCAGCUCAGACUCUCCCUCGAUUUCAUCAGACCUGACCAUCACCCCGAGACCCCUUCUCCAGGUCCUCCUUCUCCCGGCUCGGAGCCUCCACUGGGACAGAGCCGCUGCUCUUCCUGCACUCAGAGCGAAGCAUCCACAGCAGUGCUGGAGGAGUUGAGAGAGUGUGGACUAGGCCUAGAGGCUGGCUCUCGUACCCCUUCUCCAACCCUCAGCCCGAUCAGUGCGGUCACAGUCAACAUGGGGUUACCCUCCCCUCCAGCUAGCACCGCUCAUGGCCAGAUGACUAUGAACGGGGGUCUGAGUGUGCCAGCAAGUCCUCGCAGUCACUUCCAAAGACCCUUCUCUCCCUCAACAUACCCCCCUCCUCCUUCACUGAGCCCUAGUAUUACAGCCAUGCAGCAGGCUAGAAGCACUGCCUCUGAGUCUAGCACUCCCAUCUACGCCAACGUGGAUCCUCCUGCACGAGCGCCACAGACUGACAGGAAAGAAGCAACAGGGAAAGCUCCGCUCUAUACUGGCAUCGGUCCUGUGGAUGAGUCCAGGAUUCCCGUUACCAUACGGAUGACUGUUGACAGGCCAAAAGAUUGGUACAAGACCAUGUUCAAACAGAUUCAUGUGGUUCCUAAACCAGAGAACGAAUGGUCUGGGUCCCAUACUGCCACAGAUCCUGUUACAAGUACUGGUACAACUAUUUCCAAACAAGAUAAGCAUGCUGCACCUAAUGCUGUUCAGGCCCACCCUGCACCUAAAACCAGCACCUACCGACCCAUCACCAAGAGUGUCUCUGAUAACGGCGUAUACAGUUUCAGCGUGCCUGCCUCCUCUUCUGUCCCUACCCCUCUGCCCACAUCAGCAUCCACACAGCAGAGAUCCAGUGAAAGGGAGCACACUGACAUAAUCAACGAUGUUCCCUUAUUUCUUGCCAUUUCUCAUUUUACAUCUGUAUCUGACUGUCACAUUCACAUGAUUACCUCGUUUCAUCCCUUCCUUUCGUCUUCUCCCCCCACUUGCUUUCAUUACCAACACCAGACAAGUAAAUUAAGACCAGAGGACAUAGAUUUAGAGAAUGAGCCGUGGUAUAAGUUCUUUGCUGAACUGGAGUUUGGCCGGCCGCCUCCAAAAAAACAUCUCGAUUACAAUCCAGAGAGCUCGCCUCGAUUCCGAGCGGAGACCUCCCUUUAUCAGCCAUCUAUAGACAGGAGCCUUGAAAGGCUCUCAAGCUCUGCCAGUGAUAACAAGAGACGUAAAUCUGAACCUGUAGCCACUCAGCCCAGGGCUCAGAGCAGUGUGGGCACAACACAAACGUCUGUCAGACCACUAGAGCUACCCAGGAGCAGCAGCACCCAGAGGAAUCCCCUCACCAGCCCCAACUCCCCCACCACCACCAGGACUAAAGGUGGGGAUGUGAGCAAUAUGCACACAGCACAUUUAAAUUGUCAAAGUCCAAUCCAUGCUACCUCAGAAUCCACAUAUCAAAAGAAAGGGCAAAAUGAGGACAGUUUCAUGGCUGUCUCAGAAGGCUUCUCCAGCCUCCCUGAAGGCUGGAAAACAGCCCAAGAGCACCCAGAAGACUGGAUGAUCUCAGAGGACACCACAUCUAAGCUCAAAUCCUGGAGUUGUGAUGACCUUCUCUCUGAGGGGAGAGGAAAAGAAGUGCAGACCCGUUCGGAAAGCACAGGCUUUUUGUUGCACAAUGGGGAACUAGAGGCAUCACAAUGCAUUGGCACCCAAGAGUCUAUGGAUCCUAGGCAGAGGACAAGGCACCGCUCAGCCCACGAUGCACCAGGCUUCCUCAAACUCUACAAAAAGAUGCAUCACAUCAACCGACAAGAGCUGAUAAACUCUACGGUGAUAUGCUCCGUCAAAGCCAGGAUCCAUAAAUAUGAGAGUGAACAGCGGAAGGACAGACACACUGACAACAAGGACUGUAACGAAGAGGUGCCUCGGGACAUGGUGCACAAUAGGAUUUCUGAAUUUGAAAGUCUAAUCCAGAAGUCCAAAUCCAUGCCAAAUCUUGGGGAUGAGUGCCUGAUCAGGGGUUCUUGGAGGAGGGCCAGCGGCCCCAAGCGUAGCCUUUCUAUUGAGUCAUUACUGGAUGAAGAACCACCAGCCAGAAAUCCACCUGAAGGACGGCCUCAAUACCCCAAGAUAAACACCCAUGUGCCAAUCCACAUUCAAGUCACCAGUGACCAAUUACAAAACUCUACCAUGCAACACGACUACUCAGACAGCGAACAUGAUGCUGUAGUGUCCGACCUCAGCGACUUCAUCCAGAUUGAGGGAUCAUCCUUCUGUAGCGAAAGGGAGUUUGACGUGUGUUCAUUUGCCUCCUCCGAAAGCUUCUGUGGAUCCGGGCACCACCAUCAUCACAGGCAGCUUGUGAGCUCCUGUAAGGGCCGCUGCCCGGCUUCCUACACGCGCUUCACCACUAUGAUCAAGCACGAGAGGGCCAAGCAGGACCGGAGGCAACAUUUGCGUGUAGAAGAAUCUGAGUUCGGCCUCAGCAAACUCGCCUUCCUGGUAAGCCCAGUGCCUUUCCGCCGAAAGAACCUGUCACCUUUGAGUUGUUCCCGAGUGCCAAACUCCAAGAGCUGUAUGUAUGAGGCCCUAGAUUCGGCCCUGAAAGACAUCUACGACCACAUCCACACUGAGAAGCACAGGGGAAACCUGCCGGACAACAGCAUCCUUCAUAGGUUGCUGGUGGAGUUGCUUCCCGACAUUCCUGAGAGGAAUUCAUCUCUACACGCACUGGAGAGAAACAGCCCAACAAUUCAGCCUCGCUCUUACCACCCACAGCCUGACGGCAUGCCCAGCCAGGACACUCACCGAUCUGAGUACUCACGCCUGUCCCAUAGUGCCUCUCACAACCAUAUAGACAGCAACAACAACCAGAGGAAACACAACUUUGAAUACUGCUAUCAAGAUCAGGACACAUCCAGAGAAUACUCUUACCCUGAUGUGGGCCGCCGCACACCACAGAGCAGGAGACAAACCCCUGAUGUCAAAGAGAAACUGCCAGCCAGAGCAAUAUAUGACUUCAAAGCACAGACAGCAAAAGAGCUGACUUUUAAGAAAGGAGAGACGGUAUACAUCACUCGGCAGAUAGAUAAUAACUGGUAUGAAGGAGAACACUGCGGACACGUAGGCAUCUUCCCCAUCUCAUAUGUGGAGAAAAUCCCUCCUUCAGAGAGACAUCAGCCAGCGAGACCUCCACCUCCAGCCCAAAGCAAAGAAAUUGGGGAAGCAAUUGCCCGCUACAACUUUAAUGCUGAUACUAAUGUGGAACUUUCAUUAAGAAAAGGCGAGCGUGUUGUUCUGUUGCGGCAGGUGGAUAAGAACUGGUUUGAGGGCAAAAUCCCAGGUACAAACAAACAAGGGAUUUUUCCUGUGUCGUAUGUGGACAUGGUUAAGAAGACUUCAGUACAAAGUACCGGUCAACCUCCUGGGCCCAGUAUACCCACCAGCUACUCCAGUGACAGACUCAACAGUAGGCCAUCAUCUGCACGUACCCUCUACAACUCUCCAUCCCCAUCUGUCCGUCCACUCUCCUCAUCCUCUCCCAGUCCACAGAGAGCCGCACAUCUUCAGGCUAUCACCAGCGAUUGGUUGGCCCUCACUCUGGGUCUGUCUCCUUCAGGAACCCCUGCCCCCACACCUCCUCCAUUCCCUUCCAAUUUCCAGCCAUACUAUGAAGUAUUGGAUUCUGCCAUCUCCCCUUCUCCUGCCUCCUCCAUGCUGGGCCGCUCUCCAGCCUUCACUCCCCGCACCUCCACUCCUGCGCUCAAAGAGGGUCACUUCAUUCCCAUCACCUCCCCAAAGUCCUAUAUGUCCCCCGAUCCCAGCCCAUCACCUCAACCUUACCUCACCUCCGCCUCCUUCACUCCUUCACCCACCUCACCCAUAUUUGACUCCAGCCCCAGGUCUAGCAGUGCUAUAGAGAUCCUCUCCAGCCAAAAAGCAGAUUUAGCUGAGAAAGAACUGCAGUUGUUCUCAGAUCGCAAAGACCUCCAUAAACCAGGCGAGACAGACCCCACUAAACUGCCCAGCCCCAUUGACUUGAUUGCUUUAGAGGCACACAAAUCCCCAUUGGACAUUCUUCCACCCAAAGACCCCGAUGAUGAUCUGUGUGAGGAGUUAGUGUCAAUUAUUAAGUCCAGCCAAUCAAAUGGCAUCUUCAAAGAAGAGGAGGGAUUUUAUCGCCAGGAACCAAAUAUAACAGAAAAGCUUCCCAGACUGUAUAUAGAGGAGGAGACAAAUGAAGACAACAGCUUCUUAAAUGAACCCCUGCCAUCAAAUACAUUUACUCCAGUCCAACCUGUCCAUAGUGAGGUGUCAGAUAUUGAGCAGGGUGAAGUUUCCCAGAAUGCCUCUCCACGUCUCUCUCCCCUGUCCUCACAGAUGUCAUUACCGUUCACACCGCCCUCAUCAGCUAAAUACUCCCCCCCUUCCCCGCGCUCCACCCCUCCACUGCCCGGGGUUUCACAGUCGCCCCCUCCCUCUGCAAAACCAUUCUCUCGACAGGACCUCCGCUCCCCAAAGGUCAAGCCUGUGUUAAGGCCUGAUGUUGUGGUUGUUGGUAAGCCCCCUCGUAGCCCUGUGAUGUCUAGGAGGUCCUGCGGAUCGCCUGUUAGAGGUCAAAACUUUUCACCAUCUCAUAGGCUUAAACAAGGUGUACUCCCCAGGGCCAGGCAAGCGGCCUAUUCCCCACAUUUCCUUCCAAACAAGGGGAGUACAGUCCUCGUUUUCAGGAUUCAAGGCAUUUCCCGACUGUUUCUAAGUCCACCAAUCAGACAUAUUUUAGAAAAUAUGUUGUUUGAUGGCUUAGAAACCCGUAACUUGAGCUCCGGUGGUCUUGGAUCUCACACGUAUUUGAAAAAAAGUGCAAUUCCUUUUUUCUUUUUUUCUAUACAAAUGUGGGAAACACACUUAAAUAGCCUUCCCUCUCGCAGAUUUCAAGCCCUCUAUAACUACAUGCCACGAAAUGAAGAUGAGCUGGAACUGAAGGAGGGAGAUGUAGUUGACGUCAUGGAGAAGUGUGAUGAUGGAUGGUUUGUGGGUAAGACUGUAAACUCCAUUUUCAUUAGUUUGCUGGUUACUGAGUGUUUUAGUGAGGUUCAUUUAUUAGCCACUAGCUGGUGCUAUUGUCCAACCAAAAAAAUACUGUCAACACUGUCAUGGUCCAAACAG